Molecule: messenger RNA, 1200 nt
Organism: Grosmannia clavigera kw1407
Lineage: Eukaryota; Fungi; Ascomycota; Sordariomycetes; Ophiostomatales; Ophiostomataceae
Product: tyrosinase central domain containing protein
Exons: 7
Coding region: 1-1200 (399 amino acids)
Molecular function (GO): oxidoreductase activity
Source: RefSeq, a predicted model, not a curated record
AUGAAGCUUGCAUCCACCUUUGUUGCGGCUGCCGUAUGGGCCUCCGUGUCUGUGGCCGCACCGUCGGUUUCACCGCUGAGCACCCGCGAUCUAGCCGCAGACGAGGUCACCGUUCUGUCUCUGAUUUCCAACAUCACGGCACAGUUCUCCCGUCAGGUUGCGGCCAAGAAACCUGGCUGUGGCUGCACGGCCGACAAGGUCGCCUACCGCCGUGAAUAUGGCAAGUUCACUAGGCAAGAAAAACUCGACUACAUCAGCGCCGUCAAGUGUCUCCAAGGGCUGCCGCCGCGGACGCCAGCCAACGUCUCUGCGGGUGCCAAAUCUCGUUUUGACGACUUUGUUGCCGUUCAUAUCCAGCAGACUCUGACUAUCCACUACACGGGCAACUUCAUGCCCUGGCACCGGUGGUUUGUGCACACGUAUGAAACUGCACUACGCGACGAGUGCGGCUACACUGGAUACCAGCCUUACUGGGACUGGCCUCUCUAUGCUUCGGCACCCGAGGACUCUCCCAUCUUCGACGGUAGCGACACCAGCAUUGGUGGCAACGGAGACUACAUUGUGCAUGAUGGCCCCGUUAUCACGCCUCCUUCUGGUGUUAGCGGCGGUGACAUUCAGCUUCCUGCUGGUACUGGCGGCAGCUAUGUGACCACUGGUGCUUUUGCAAACAUGACCGUGAACCUCGGCCCUGUUGGUGGUCUCCUUGGUGUGGCUUCUGGUCCGGAUGGCGGACUUGGCUACAACCCUCGCAGGCUCAAGCGUGACCUUGGUGGUGCUAUGAACACCAGAUACGCCAACUACACCACCGUGCUCAACCUUCUUACCUCUCCUGACAUCUCGGCGUAUCGUCAUAUUUCUGAGGGCAUCCCUUACACCGUUGAGAUUGGUCCUCACGGCGGCAUCCACUACACCAUCGGUGGCGACCCAGGUGGUGAUCUCUUCACGUCCCCUGGUGACCCUGCCUUCUGGUUCCACCACAGUAUGAUGGACCGUGUGUGGUCGCUCUGGCAAACGAUCGACCCCGCUCACAAGUCCGACCUCAACGCGACCAACUAUGGACACAUUACAUGGGCCAAUGACCCUGAGUCUCGCUAUACUAGCCUUGACGAUGUCAUUGAUCUGGGAUACGCUGGGCCGAACAUCACGAUCCGGGAGGUUAUGGAUACAACUGCAGGUCCUUUAUGCUAUUUCUACGAAUAG